AUGAGCAGCCAUGGCAACAGCCUCUUUCUGCGGGAGAGUGGCCAGCGGCUGGGCCGGGUGGGCUGGCUGCAGCGGCUGCAGGAGAGCCUGCAGCAGAGAGUGCUGCGCACGCGCCUGCGCCUGCAGACCAUGACACGCGAGCACGUGCUGCGCUUCCUGCGCAGGAACGCCUUCAUCCUGCUGACUGUCAGUGCCGUGGUCAUUGGGGUCAGCCUGGCCUUUGCCCUGCGCCCAUACCAGCUCAGCUACCGCCAGAUCAAGUACUUCUCUUUCCCUGGAGAGCUCCUCAUGAGGAUGCUGCAGAUGCUGGUGCUGCCCCUCAUUGUCUCCAGCCUGGUCACAGGUAUGGCGUCCCUGGAUAACAAGGCGACAGGGCGGAUGGGGAUGCGGGCAGCUGUGUACUACAUGGUGACCACGGUCAUCGCGGUCUUCAUCGGCAUCCUCAUGGUCACCAUCAUCCACCCCGGGAAAGGCUCCAAGGAGGGGCUGCACCGAGAGGGUCGGAUCGAGACCAUCCCCACGGCAGAUGCCUUCAUGGACCUGGUCAGAAAUAUGUUUCCGCCCAACCUUGUGGAGGCCUGCUUCAAACAGUUUAAGACACAGUACAGCACGAGGUUGGUAACCAGGACUGUCGUGAGGACAGAUAAUGGAUCUGAGCUGGGCACCUCUAUGCCGCCUUCAUCCUCACUGGAGAAUGGAACCGGCCUCCUGGAAAAUGUCACGCGAGCCUUGGGCACCCUGCAGGAGGUGCUGAGCUUUGAAGAGACUGUACCUGUGCCUGGCUCAGCCAAUGGCAUCAAUGCCCUGGGCCUUGUGGUCUUCUCAGUGGCCUUCGGGCUGGUCAUUGGUGGCAUGAAACACAAGGGCCGAGUCCUGCGGGACUUCUUCGACAGCCUCAAUGAGGCUAUUAUGAGGCUGGUGGGCAUCAUUAUCUGGUAUGCACCCGUGGGUAUCCUGUUCCUGAUUGCUGGCAAGAUCUUAGAGAUGGAGGACAUGGCCGUCCUGGGGGGUCAGCUGGGCAUGUACACCCUGACCGUCAUUGUGGGUUUGUUCGUCCAUGCCGGUGGCAUCCUGCCUCUCAUCUACUUCCUCAUCACCCACCGGAAUCCUUUCCCCUUCAUUGGAGGAAUACUGCAGGCUCUCAUCACCGCCAUGGGCACGUCUUCCAGCUCUGCGACAUUGCCCAUCACCUUCCGCUGUCUGGAGGAGGGCCUCGGUGUGGACCGCCGCAUCACCAGGUUCGUACUGCCCGUGGGGGCCACUGUCAACAUGGACGGCACUGCCCUCUAUGAGGCCCUGGCCGCCAUCUUCAUUGCCCAAGUCAACAACUACGAGCUCAACCUGGGCCAGAUCACAACUAUCAGUAUCACAGCUACAGCAGCCAGUGUCGGGGCUGCCGGCAUCCCCCAGGCAGGUCUGGUUACCAUGGUGAUUGUGCUCACCUCGGUCGGCCUGCCCACUGAAGACAUCACGCUCAUCAUCGCUGUGGACUGGUUCCUUGACCGACUUCGCACAAUGACCAAUGUGCUGGGGGAUUCUAUCGGAGCGGCCGUCAUUGAACAUCUGUCUCAGCGGGAGCUGGAGCUGCAGGAAGCUGAACUCACCCUCCCCAGCCUGGGGAAGCCCUACAAGUCACUCAUGGCACAGGAGAAAGGGGCGUCCAGGGGACGGGGAGGAAAUGAGAGUGCCAUGUGA
This is a messenger RNA of Budorcas taxicolor (takin), 1695 nucleotides long. It is a transcript of the gene SLC1A6, whose product is annotated as solute carrier family 1 member 6. The transcript is spliced from 9 exons. Gene Ontology annotation, molecular function: glutamate:sodium symporter activity; neutral L-amino acid transmembrane transporter activity; L-glutamate transmembrane transporter activity. Bases 1 to 1695 code for a protein of 564 amino acids. The record is from RefSeq and is a predicted model, not a curated record. Lineage: Eukaryota; Metazoa; Chordata; Mammalia; Artiodactyla; Bovidae. Gene Ontology annotation, cellular component: plasma membrane. Gene Ontology annotation, biological process: L-glutamate transmembrane transport.